This is a messenger RNA of Lodderomyces oxycetoniae, 750 nucleotides long. Its product is annotated as glutathione S-transferase family protein. NCBI's taxonomy places the organism in Eukaryota, Fungi, Ascomycota, Pichiomycetes, Serinales, Debaryomycetaceae. The record is from RefSeq and is a predicted model, not a curated record. The transcript is spliced from 2 exons. Bases 1 to 750 code for a protein of 249 amino acids.
AUGUCUGAGGGUGACAAAAUAAUAGUUCACUGGUUGAACUAUUCGAGAUCUCAAAGAAUCGUUUGGUUAUUAGAGGAAUUGGGUGUUCCCUUUGAGCUUAAAGUAUAUAAAAGGGAUAAAGAGUUUAGAGCACCAAAGGAAUUGGAAAAAAUCCACCCAUUAGGAAAAUCACCAGUAAUUGAAAUUAUCAAGGCAAAUGGCGAACGUGAGAUUAUUGCCGAGACUGGUCAUAUUUUUCAAUAUCUUUUGCAAAAUUACGACCACAAACAUACCUUAGUACCCGAGGAUCCCCGUGAGCAACGUGAAGUUGAUUAUUUCCUUCACUAUUCUGAAGGUACUCUUCAACCAAAUUUAGUUACUCUUUUAGUGCACUCAUUUGCCAAAAAAAGGGCUCCUUUUGGAACAAGAUUUCUCAUGGGAUUAUUGGUCAAGGGUAUUGAUGAUCAGUACUAUUUUCCAGAAACCAAGAAGAACUUGGAUUUUUUGGAAGGAAUUUUGAGCAAACAAAACAAGGCAGGCUCGAAAUAUUUUGUUGGUAAAAAAUUGACUGGUGCCGAUAUCAUUUUGAGUUUUCCCAUUUUGACAAAUAUUUUUAGUAAUAAGGAUACUGCUAGAUCGAUAGGUUUCGCAGAUAUCGACAAAAUGUGGCCAAAUUUGAGUGCUUGGAGUAAGAAUAUCGACAAUGAGCCUAAUUUUAUUAAGGCUAACGAAUUGGUUGCUCAGUAUGAGACUACCAAGCCAAAUAUUUAG